Molecule: messenger RNA, 2781 nt
Organism: Pungitius pungitius (ninespine stickleback)
Lineage: Eukaryota; Metazoa; Chordata; Actinopteri; Perciformes; Gasterosteidae
Exons: 10
Coding region: 298-1941 (547 amino acids)
Source: RefSeq, a predicted model, not a curated record
GCGUCACGCUGGAGGAGCCGUGCGCGUCUACGGCAGAGCUUGCAGAGCAACUGCUGCUGCCGGCGGCUGCGAAGUUUCCCGAACGCCUCCGAUCCCCCAAACCCGAGAUCAGCCGAAAGUGUUGCGCUGCUUCCGGAGUGUGCCGUCGUCGGGCUCCGGGUGAUUGGUGGAUGAGAAUCACGGAAUAAAGAGAAAAAAGAGAGGCCAUUUCCACGGAGCAUCCCUCUUGAGCCCCUCCCAGUCCGGGGAUUUUUUUGGGGGGGAUUCGAGGCUUGACAAAGAGAGCGAGCAAUCAAGAUGAAGGUAGCCAGCGCCGCAGUGCUUAGCGCCCUGUUCUGCACCGUUGUGUCAGCAUCUUUAAAAGUCACAGAGGAGCACAGGACAGCAUUCUUCGGAGAGGACAUUCACAUCGACGUCCCGCCUGGGAACCUUGGUGAGGUCGUGUUCAAACCCAGGACCAAAGGCCUCCCUGAGGUGGUCCUGAUGCGAGCGGGUGUGGUGGUGAAUCCACGGGGCAGCAUCAACUCUCUGGACCACCUGUUGCUGGAGGACGUGCAGGAGGAGGACGAGGGGGUGUACGUCAUCAAGAACACCAACAGAACCGACACAGUCAAGCACCUCGUCCUCAUUGUCAGGGACUGCGCUGUGGAGCAAGUGGUGAAGUAUGGAGACACUUACUACAUCCAUCUCAACCGCGUGGAGGGCCCCAUCACCUUGGAGUUUAGGCCCGGACUGAUUCAGUCUACCAAUCACACUGAGAUACAUCAUGCCACAGAGCCUCCACCCGUGGUGCUGUUCAACCAGACGGCGGUGCCAGCCGAGGAAUACGCGGGGCGUCUCAGCGUGACGGAGAAACGGGUGACGCUGCACGCGGUCAGCAUGGCGGACGAGGGCAGCUUCACGGUGCUGGACCGCGAGGGCAAAAUCCGGAGGAGGAACUGCCUGAAUGUCAGAGAGCACCAAGACUUUCUCCGGCCGGUACAUGGAGAAAACGUGAAGAUAAAUCUCUACCUGCAACAUCCCAACGUGAACGUCGUCUAUAGGCCGAAGUCGGACAGCUGGGACCGGGUCAUCCUGGACCAGGGGGUCCUGAUGGAGUCUCUGGAGCCUGUGAUGGAGGGCAGGCUGAGCGUGCAGGGAUCACAGCUCAACAUUAAGAACAUCCAAGUGACCGACGCGGGUAUCUUCAAAGUGACGGACCAGGCCGGGUUUCCUGUGGCUCACGUCUACAUUGAGGUGGAAUCCUACAAGCUGCCUCCGCUGACCGUGGCCGUCCUCUCCAUGCUGAGCGUGAUCGCCUUCAUGCUGCUCGUAUGCCUGCUGUCCUGCAUCUACAGGAUGCACAAGAGGAGCGAGAAGAGCAAGAAGCUGACGCUGAUCGCUCAGCAGGCCGGCAAGGGAGACGGCGAGGCCUUCAGACAGGUGGUCCAUGAAGCCUACACCAGGUUCACGGAGGAGUCUCUCACGCAGUCUGUGUGCGAGCAGCCCACGGAGAGCACAGAGGUCACCAUCAAGGGCCUUGAGGUGUCCAAAUCGGGCCGCUACCACACUCUGUCCUCGGACAAUUUUCUGGAGAUGAGCGACUCUGGGGUGGAGUUCACCACCUCCGGCCUCCCGCUGGACAGUGACACUGAUGCUGGGACCACCUACGCCUCCCGCAAACCCCUCCUGAACGCCGUCUCCCCUACAGCCAUGACCGAGGAAGCUCCCUCUGACUCCCUGGGGGCCACACCGGUCCUCGGUGCAGACCGAAGCCCCGUCACCGCCACCGCCGGUAGCCCCGCCUCCAACCCGCAGUCCCUGGAUGCUGCCGAACCGGACGACUCGUCUCCGGGAGCGGCCUCCGGGGGCGCCGCGGGGUCGGAUUCGGCCAAGACAGAGGGAGGAGGGGCUGAGAGCGAAGACGCCGCGCAGAAGGAGGAACCAGCUCACAGCACCUGAGAAGAUCCAGCAGGGUGCGUGUUUUUGUUUUUUUAAGCUCAUCCAGCGACAACACCCACGACACCCGGGCUCUGUCUACGAUAUCCCAAACACCGCCGAGUCCUUCAUCUCUGCAUUUGGAACAACUUCAUGGACCGACCAUUCAUGCUGGGAGUCACAAUGCACCUCACAAAAUGAUAUGCACUGCGCACGUACAAAGUAGAUGCAGAAGAACAACCCCGUGCAUAUGUGGAGAAUGCAUGUAAUUAAAGGAAAGUAGAUGUCAUAGUUCAGGUCUAGAGGCAAAUGUUGAUUAGAUUGGAUGCAUGCAAGCUUCAAGUGGGCUCAAAAAGAGAAGUUCUCAAAAAAAACCUCUCAGCACUUUCAGGAAACAUGGGAUCAAAGAUUUUAACUUCUGUCACGAGGUUGUCAAAAAAAAAGUCCCCUCAGCUACUAACAAGUAGAACAGCUAGUUGUCUGGCAUCGAUGCAGAUCUCGGUGCGUCGCCUCUGACAGCACGCUUGUCAAUCAAACUCCGCCGUGAUUGCAUUUCACCCCACCCAUGCAAAGACUAUUAUCUACAGUACAAGCAUUUCAGAAGGUGCUUGCCUCAGCACUUGUUCACCAAUAUGCAAGAGGAAAGAAAAAAAACAACGUGUUCUUUCUGGAAAACCCUGAAAACUGAAACAAGCUCUGAAGAUUGAAUAUUGAAAACCACUCCGGUGGUGCUUUCAGGCUCUCUCGUAUCUUUGGGGUUUCAAAUCCGCUACAUUUGAAGGCGUCGCCCGGAGAUACCAAUCAUUCAUUCAACAGGAGCAGGAUCAGUGUAGAAAGUAUCCUUGUCUGUUUUUUUUUUGGGGG